AUGCCUCCGUUUGAUAACGAUUGGAUAGUUCAGGAUGAGGAUGAAGAGGCUGAGCUCGACGAACAGGAUUAUAGUUCCCAAAGAGCUGCGAUCUUAUUUUGUAUAGAUGUCACUCCUGAGAUCCUUGAGCCCCGUAUAUCACCGAGCGGCGAUAAAAGUCCUUGUGCUCUCGAAUUAAUAUUUCAAGCAGCAGUUGAUCUACAAAAGCGAAAGAUUGUUCAUGGGCCGGGAGACGCAGUGGGGAUCAUGUUGUUUAAUACGCACGUUUCUCAGGUCAACGCCCCAGCUAUUCAGAAAUUGCUCCAGUUGCUCAACGAGGCCGAAGAUAAUCCCGAAUACUUUUCGAUGCUAUUCUCCCCUUCCGACAAAUAUGUUUCAAUGCAUAACCUUUUUCUGACUUGUAGCCAUGUUCUGCGGGAUGGAGUUCCCAAGGCUACCUCAAAGCGUAUAUUCUUCUUUACUGAUAAGGAUGAUCCCGAGUUUGGAAAUGCUACUAAAAGGCAGGCCGCACAAAAAGCAGUCGAGGACCUAUACAAUGCAGGAAUUGGGAUCCAGCCUUUCUUCAUGGCCCAGCCUGGACAACCUUUCGAAGUCGAUAAAUUUUAUUCCAGAGUUCUCUCUCGCCCUGGAGACGAAUUGGGCGAUGAUGUUACUGUGAACGUACACGAAACUUUCGAUAAAUUACUGACGGAUAUGCGACUGCAUGAAGCUACCACUCGAACUCUUUUCAACAUCCCUAUGCAGUUGGGUGAUGGCUUGACAAUUGGAGUCAAAGCGUACGGUCUGAUAACUGAACAACGCAAAGGGACAUACAAAUAUUUUUCUAAUAUGGGGAAAAGCAUAGAAGAAGUGUUUCCAAAAACAGUAUAUUUCGACGAGGAACAAGAACAAGAAGUACCCAAAGAAUCUAUUGUAUUUGGUUAUCAAUUUGGAACUGGCCAGCCCGAAGUUUCGGAGGAAGAUGUGGAUGCACCUGUCAUCAAAGAUAAGGUGUUUUAUACACCAGAAGAAAUGAAGGCCUUUAGGACCUUUAAUAUCAAUCCAAGUAUUAAAAUUCUGGGGUUCAAAGACAUCAAGACCCUCCCCUUCGAUGCCAACGUGAAGCGUUCGAUAUUUAUACAUCCCAAUGAAGCGGCAUUCACUGGUAGCAUCCGUACAUUCAAGGCGCUCUUGGACUCAAUGCUUAGCAAGAAAAAGUAUGCACUAACACGAUGCCUGUUUCGGAAAAACUCGGCCAUAAUUUUCUGCGCUAUGCUUCCUCAAGAGGAGCUAAGAGAUGAAGAUGAACACCAAAUUGAACCCGGUGGAUUCCAUUUGAUCCCACUACCUUAUGCGGAUGAUAUCCGGCAACCUACUGUGGAGCGAUCUGCUCAUUGUUCACCACAUCUACGCAAGUUGGCAGUAGAUGUUAUUCAGCGCAUGGUCUACAGCGCUGGAUAUAAUCCAGAUGAUAUUUCUAACCCUGCACUGGCAUUGCACUAUGGCUUCCUCCAGGCCGAGGCAUUUGGGGAGGAAUAUAACCCCGAAGAGGACUUUAAUGACAAAUCAGCGCCUCGGUUCAACGUCAUUCAGAGGAGAGCCGGAGGACUCAUAGAAGCUUGGCACCAGGCACUGGACCAAGAUCCUGAGGCAGCCGAGAUGGCAGUGGAACCAAAAGUAGGCACCAAGCGCAAAGUGGGCGCUGUGGAUGAGCUUGUCGUCCGAGCUCAUUAUGAUGAUAAUAUCUUGAACAAGCUUACCGUUGAGCAACUCAAAACGUAUCUCAAAGCCCACAGUCAGCCAUACAGUGGCAAGAAGAAUGACCUUAUUGAGAGGGUCCAAGAUUGGUGUGCGACGCAUCCAGCGUAG
This is a messenger RNA of Rhizoctonia solani, 1848 nucleotides long. Its product is annotated as ATP-dependent DNA helicase II, 70 kDa subunit. Gene Ontology annotation, cellular component: nucleus; Ku70:Ku80 complex. The coding region runs from base 1 to 1848 and encodes 615 amino acids. The transcript has 19 exons. Lineage: Eukaryota; Fungi; Basidiomycota; Agaricomycetes; Cantharellales; Ceratobasidiaceae. Gene Ontology annotation, biological process: double-strand break repair via nonhomologous end joining; cellular response to gamma radiation; cellular response to X-ray. Gene Ontology annotation, molecular function: damaged DNA binding; double-stranded DNA binding; DNA helicase activity. The record is from RefSeq and is a predicted model, not a curated record.